This is a messenger RNA of Maudiozyma saulgeensis, 1623 nucleotides long. The record is from the annotation of a GenBank genome assembly. NCBI's taxonomy places the organism in Eukaryota, Fungi, Ascomycota, Saccharomycetes, Saccharomycetales, Saccharomycetaceae.
AUGUUACCUCUAAAACGGAUCAGUAAACUACGAACUGCGUUUAUAAGACUAAAAUCAACCAAUAUUCCAGAUAAUGCGCCAACUUUAAUGGAGAAUGAAGAAUGGUUGGGCACAUUAGAUGAUAAUGCAGAAUUAAACCAUGAUGCAAAUGUAGAGACAAAAAAUUUAAUAUUUGAUAAGCAUGUUACAAAGAAUGAACGAUUCCCCAUAAAGAUUAUUUCUACUCCACCUGAAACCAAAUACAUCAAAGUUCAAUCGCCAAUUGCCAAUUUUACAUCAAUAAAUUAUUUAAGACAAUAUAAUAAACAUAAUCAUACUCAGGGAAACUUUGUAGAUGUUAGAAUUAUACAGUGUAGAAGUGGUAAUGGUGGUAAUGGGUGUGUAUCAUUUUUGAGGGAUGCAAAUAGGAGAGUUGGUCCUCCAGAUGGUGGUGAUGGUGGUGACGGUGGAUCUAUAUACGUUCAGGCGGUUGAAGGAAUGAAUUCCCUGUCGAAAUUGAAGACAAAAUAUAUUGCUGGAGAUGGACAAGCAGGUGCCGCCACUCAACUAGAUGGUAGUCGUGGUAAAAACAUUUUGAUUACUGUUCCGAAGGGAACUGUUGUUCGUUGGUGCAUGGAUCCCAAGACUGUAAGGACCCUUGUUGAUACAGAAAUAAAAAACGACGGUACACGAUCACUAAAAGAUAUAUUACGAGAGACUGAAAUCGAUAUCGAUUGUUAUGGUCGUUCAAGAGAAGAUAAAAAACCAAAAUAUAUACAACUAUUUAGGGAACAGUAUGAGACUGGUGAAGGGUGGUUAUUCAAGGAUAAGACAAAGGAUUACCAUGAGGUUAAGGAUUGGUUUAAGAAAUUGAACCGUAAUGUUACCCAAUAUGAUAGAAGUCUAAAUGUUGAGGAAGCUUCAAAGGAUAAGAUUCCAUUAUAUGGUAUUGAUUUGGAUGAAAUCACAGAUAAGCCAGUGUGUUUAUUAGAAGGUGGUAAAGGUGGGUUAGGAAAUAUGCAUUUUUUAACUAGUGUUAUCCGUAAUCCACGUUUUGCAAAAAUUGGAAGAAAAAGUCUUGAAAGUUAUUUCAUGUUUGAAUUAAAAUCCAUUGCAGACCUGGGAUUAGUAGGUUUCCCUAAUGCAGGUAAGUCAACCAUUCUUAACAAGAUAUCCAAUGCUACUCCAAGAAUUGGAAGUUGGGAAUUCACUACCUUACGUCCAACAAUAGGGACAAUCAUGAGAGGUCCUGGAGAAAAGACAUUUACCGUUGCAGACAUACCAGGUAUUAUUGAAGGAGCUCAUUUAGAUAGAGGCAUGGGUUUAGAAUUUUUGAAACAUAUCGAAAGGUCUAAAGGUUGGGUUUUUGUCAUUGGUCUAAAUGAACCGGAUCCCUUAGGGACUUUAAAGAUAUUAAUCAAUGAAGUUGGUGGAUUAGAUAAAGUAAAGACCAAGAAUAUACUUGUUGUUUGUAACAAAGCAGAUAUUGAUGCGAAUAAUCCUGAGUCCAUGAAUAAAUAUAUGAAAAUUCAAGAUUUUGCAGAAUUACAAGGUUGGGAUAGUAUUCCUAUCAGCGCAAUUAACGAAGAAAACAUCGAUGUUCUUGUAGAUAAAAUGGCCCAUUGCGCAAAUAGUGAUACCUAA